This is a messenger RNA of Penicillium lagena, 585 nucleotides long. RefSeq lists its product as uncharacterized. The record is from RefSeq and is a predicted model, not a curated record. Lineage: Eukaryota; Fungi; Ascomycota; Eurotiomycetes; Eurotiales; Aspergillaceae. The transcript has a single exon. Bases 1 to 585 code for a protein of 194 amino acids.
AUGGCGUACGACGAUGAGCAAGAUGCCAUAACAAAUGAGAGAGGGUCUAAGUUGCUUGCUGAUAUGAGAGAGAUGAAGCAACUUCAACUGGACCACGGCCGCAAGAUAGAGUGCCUCAUGUCCGAACGUGAAAAUCAAGGCCGCAACAUAGAGUGCCUCAUGUCCAAACGUGAAAAUCAAGGCCGCAAGAUAGAGUCCCUCAUGUUCGAUCGUGAAAAUCAAGGUCGCAAGCUAGAAUCCCUCAUGUUCGAACGUGGAAGUCUUCUCCAGGUUCGCUCGCGAGCCCUCUCGACCUGGGUUCGCGAUGCCCUGGGGAAGGAUACAGAAAGACGCGUUCAAAAGAUCAGAGAACUCAACAAGAACGUGGUUAACGCAGGCAAUAUUCGGGUGGACGCCUCGGUGGUGCUCGAGCGGUUCAGAUCGACUGCGUCCGAGAGAAAAGAGUUCCCCACGCUUUAUGGCCUUACCGCUGAAGCCGUCAAAGACCUUGGUAUCGGUUACAAUCCCUUUGAGUGGACUCUCUUCAUAUCGCUAACUUCUUCUAGACGCGAACAAGUGCGAGAAGUCUCUGGGAGCCUUGGAUGA